UCUUAACGGAUUUUUGGCUAUGGCGACGAUGUCUCUAGCCCCAGGCGCUAGCGGCGUGGAGGCGCUGUGCUCGCCGGGCAAGAGCUGGCGCGGGCAUGGAUUCCAGAGCUGUAGAUCAGGCCUCGUCAGGUUCCGGAGGAGAGAAUGCGCGAUUCAGGGCUCGGCAAUCACUCCGCCGCCUCCAUCGCCAGCUCUUCUCUACGCAUUGGCAUCGCCCGGGAUGAGAGCCGCUACCCCGGCGAGGAGCUACGAUCUUCCAUUCCUCAAGGGCAGUGAGGAGAAUACAAUCAGGGCAGCAAAGAAAGGGGCUCCGCUAAUGGCUCCAGCCGUGAUUACUCCAGCAGGAAUCGCCGACCUUACGAGCAUCAUGCUUCGCAGUAGGAUUAUCUUCAUCGGCCAACCGAUCAAUUCGCAAGUAGCCCAGCGCGUCAUCUCGCAGCUCGUGAUGCUUGCGGCCAUCGACGAAGAAAAAGAUAUCCAGCUCUAUAUCAAUUGUCCUGGAGGAAGCACUUACUCCGUUCUUGCCAUCUACGAUUGCAUGUCUUGGAUCAAACCAAGAGUGGGCACUGUGUGCUUCGGCAUGGCCGCAAGUCAAGGAGCUUUGAUUCUAGCCGGUGGAACGAAAGGCCUGCGUUUUGCGAUGCCAAACUCCAGAGUCAUGAUCCAUCAACCUCAAGGAGGCUGUGGUGGAACGAUGGAGGAUGUGAGAAGGCAAGUGAAUGAAGUGGUAGCAUCACGAGAUAAAAUCGAUAAGAUGUACUCGGCUUUCACUGGGCAGCCACUGGAGAUAGUCCAAACAUACACAGAGCGUGACCAUUUUUUCUCGGCAGCCGAGGCUAUGGAAUUUGGAUUGAUCGACGGCUUGCUCGAAACGGAGUACUAAACAAACGCUCUCCCACAAAGUAUCAAACAGGAUUUCCUACACACCAUUGACUGAUCGGAUGGAUGCUUGCAGCCUCUCAUCAAAAGUGAAGCUUCAUCAAAAAUAAAUAUAAGCAACAAAAGUUCCAAGUGAA
Selaginella moellendorffii is the source of this 1016-nucleotide messenger RNA. Its product is annotated as ATP-dependent Clp protease proteolytic subunit 6, chloroplastic. NCBI's taxonomy places the organism in Eukaryota, Viridiplantae, Streptophyta, Lycopodiopsida, Selaginellales, Selaginellaceae. Gene Ontology annotation, molecular function: ATPase binding; ATP-dependent peptidase activity; serine-type endopeptidase activity. Gene Ontology annotation, cellular component: endopeptidase Clp complex. Gene Ontology annotation, biological process: protein quality control for misfolded or incompletely synthesized proteins. The record is from RefSeq and is a predicted model, not a curated record. The transcript has 7 exons. The coding region runs from base 20 to 883 and encodes 287 amino acids.